Messenger RNA from Cynara cardunculus var. scolymus (artichoke), 994 nucleotides. Its product is annotated as 2-oxoglutarate-dependent dioxygenase DAO-like. Gene Ontology annotation, molecular function: dioxygenase activity; indole-3-acetaldehyde oxidase activity. NCBI's taxonomy places the organism in Eukaryota, Viridiplantae, Streptophyta, Magnoliopsida, Asterales, Asteraceae. The coding region runs from base 77 to 994 and encodes 305 amino acids. Gene Ontology annotation, biological process: auxin catabolic process. The transcript has 3 exons. The record is from RefSeq and is a predicted model, not a curated record.
UUUUUUUUACACGCAAAAGGAUAUCUUUGCAACUCCAUUCUAUAAAUUUUCCAAUUUUCUAUGCAAAAUAUUGAAAAUGGCCACUAAAUGCAAUAUUCCGGUGAUUGAUCUUCACGAUUUCCCCAAUCAAUCAUCCAAAUUGAUGGCAGCUUGUGAAGAAUGGGGAUGUUUCAGGUUGCUUAACCAUCACGAAGUCCUUCCCUCAACACUAAUGUCUGAGAUGAAGUUGGUAGUCAGAUCACUCUUCGAUUUACCGGUGGAGAUCAAGCGCCAGAACCUCGAUGUGAUUGCUGGAAGUGGAUAUAUGGCUCCGACAGCAAAGAACCCGUUGUACGAGGCACUAGGAUUGUACGACAUGGCUUCUAGUCGUGACGUUCAAACCUUUUGUUCUCAAUUGGAUGCUUCACCUCAUCAAAGAGGGAUAUUGACUAAAUACGCUGGAGCGGUACAUGAACUUUUUAUGAGGAUCGGAGAGAAAUUAGCUGAAGGUUUAAGGAUAAAAAGUGAAAAUAUUGGGUUUGAGAGUUGGCCAUGCCAAUUCAGGAUAAACAAAUACCACUUUACCCCUCAAAGUGUUGGGUCAUCUGGUGUCCAAAUACACACAGACUCUGGUUUCCUCACCAUCCUCCAAGACGAUGAAGACGUUGGUGGUCUAGAAGUCAUGGACAAGUCCAGCCACUUCAUCCCCGUAGACCCAUGGCCCGAUUCGCUUCUUGUUAACCUCGGUGACAUGGCAACGAUGUGGAGCAAUGGAAGAUUUUGCAAUGUGAAACAUAGGGUGCAAUGCAAAGAAGCAACAACUCGUGUGUCGAUUGCAUCUUUCCUUUUAGGACCAACAGAGGCAAUCGAACCACCACCAGAACUGAUGAACGCUGAUCAUCCCCGUGUCUACGUGCCUACCACUUAUGAAGACUACAGGAAGUUGAGGUUAUCCACAAAUCUGCAUGCAGGCGAAGCUCUCGCACUACUGCAGACGCAGAGUUCUCAAAACUGA